UUGCCUUAUCUGUUACAUCGGGAAAAGGGAGAAGCUUUUCUGGAGGACCCUUUUUACCCUUUUCAAACUUUCCAUUUGCAGGUUUUAAAAACCCCUGUAUCAAUGGAUAUGCUUGGAUGCAUUUUCAAUGGAUCAGGAAGACCGAUAGACAAUGGUCCUCCUAUAUUGCCUGAGGCUUACUUGAAUAUUUCAGGAAGUGCAAUCAACCCUAGCGAGAGAACCUGUCCUGAAGAGAUGAUUCAGAUGGGGAUAUUUACGAUUGAUGUCAUGAACUCCAUCACCCGAGGACAGAAGAUUCCUCUCUUCUCUGCUGCUGGGCUUCCUCAUAAUGAAAUAGCCGCCCAGAUUUGUCAUCAGGCUGGUCUAGUGAAGUGGUUAGAGAAGUCUAUAAAUCUCAUGGAGGAUGGAGUGGAGGACAAUUUUGCCAUUGUUUUUGUAGCUAUGGGAGUCAACAUGGAGACAGCUCAGUUCUUCAAAUGUGAUUUUGAAGAAAAUGGUUCAAUGAAGAGAGUGACCCUUUUUCUAAACCUAGUAUCGUGAUUAGCUUUAAUAUAACUCAUUAUCAUGGUGUUUAUAAUAUUAUUACUGUAUUAGCCAUUGACCAUCUUAUGUUUACUUCAAUUGGUGCUGAUUAAUGAAAAGAUGUUGAUUAGUUGUUGGGUUGAAACUUGCUUUUCUUGAUGUCUGCUUGUAUUGUUGCUUGCAUAAUGCCUCCCUUCGGUAAUAGGAUUGUUCAAAGUGGCUUGGCCUCGAACACUUACAAGUACAUUUUAGAUACUCAUAAGUAGGUUCAUAUAAUUUACUUACAUUAAGUU
Molecule: messenger RNA, 815 nt
Organism: Magnolia sinica
Lineage: Eukaryota; Viridiplantae; Streptophyta; Magnoliopsida; Magnoliales; Magnoliaceae
Product: V-type proton ATPase subunit B 1-like
Exons: 3
Coding region: 103-540 (145 amino acids)
Molecular function (GO): ATP binding
Source: RefSeq, a predicted model, not a curated record